Guillardia theta CCMP2712 is the source of this 459-nucleotide messenger RNA. RefSeq lists its product as hypothetical. The record is from RefSeq and is a predicted model, not a curated record. The annotation marks the transcript as partial. Gene Ontology annotation, molecular function: peptide receptor activity; guanylate cyclase activity. The transcript is spliced from 2 exons. NCBI's taxonomy places the organism in Eukaryota, Cryptophyceae, Pyrenomonadales, Geminigeraceae. Gene Ontology annotation, biological process: receptor guanylyl cyclase signaling pathway; cGMP biosynthetic process; intracellular signal transduction.
GUGGCGGACGCGCUGAAGGCCGGGAAGAGGGUGGAGCCUGAGAGGAAGGAGAGCGUGACGAUCUUCUUCUCUGACAUCGUCGGCUUCACCACCAUCAGCUCCUCCCUCGACCCUCAGAAAGUAUCUGAGAUGCUUCACAACCUCUACAUGUCCUUCGAUGAGCUUUCCAAAGAAUAUGGGGUCUUCAAGGUGGAAACCGUCGGGGACGCGUACAUGGCGGUGACGAACCUAGUGGAGGAUCAGAGCUCGGACCACACCCUCCGCAUCGCCUCCUUCUCCCUCAAGGCCAUCGAGCUCGCUCACCGCAUCCCCAUCGACCGGGAGGACGCGAGCAGGGGCUUCCUCAACCUCCGCGUCGGCUUUCACUCCGGCCCAGUCGUUGCCAGCGUGGUAGGAGCGAGGAACCCGCGCUACUGUCUGUUCGGAGACACGGUGAACACAGCCUCCAGGAUGGAGUCC